Molecule: messenger RNA, 1749 nt
Organism: Cololabis saira (Pacific saury)
Lineage: Eukaryota; Metazoa; Chordata; Actinopteri; Beloniformes; Belonidae
Gene: ldlrap1b
Product: low density lipoprotein receptor adaptor protein 1b
Exons: 10
Coding region: 141-1010 (289 amino acids)
Cellular component (GO): early endosome
Source: RefSeq, a predicted model, not a curated record
CAGGGGACGAACAUGAUCAUCCGCCGUCGCUGCCUGGGAGAGAGGAAAGGAGACAGUUUUGGAUACAAAGUUUGGGCCAAAGAGCGCGGUUUUAAAUCCCCAGAAGUGAGACGCUCGUCGGGGUCUCUCCCGACCGCGACAUGGACGCGCUGAGAUCAGCUGGACGGGCGAUUAUCCGGAGCCCCAGCGUGGCCAAGCAGUCCUGGGCUGCGGGGAGGCACAAAAAGCUUCCGGAGAACUGGACGGACACAAGAGAGACCCUGCUGGAGGGGAUGGUGUUCCAGCUCAAGUACCUGGGGGUCACGAUGGUGGAGCAGCCCAAAGGAGAGGAGUUGUCUGCAGCAGCUGUCAAGAGGAUAGUAGCCACGGCCAAAGCCAGUGGAAAGAAACUCCAGAAAGUCACAUUAACGGUCUCCCCGAGGGGAAUCAUCCUGUACGACAGUGCCUCAAACCAGCUGAUAGAAAAUAUCUCCAUAUACAGAAUAUCAUAUUGCACUGCAGACAGGAUGCAUGACAAAGUGUUCGCCUACAUCGUCCAAAGCCAACACAACGAGAGUCUCGAGUGUCAUGCUUUCCUGUGCUCAAAGAGAAAAAUGGCUCAGGCGGUAACCCUAACGGUGGCUCAGGCUUUCAGAGUGGCGUUUGAGUUCUGGCAGGCUGCCAAGGAAGAGAAGGAAAAGCGAGAAAAGACGGGUUCAGACGGAGAAGGAGCAAGCAACUCUCAGUCGGACAGCUCAGCCAGUCUGGGCAGCCUUAAAGGAGGAGAUGCAGCCACAGCAACCCUUCUGGAUUUUGCAGGAGCCAAUGCAGCGCAGGUUCACUCAGGAACAAAGCAGACUGAUUCAAAUCCCUUUACGGUGCAUAAUCACGCAACCGAAAACAACAAUACAGUAUGGGAGUUGGAGGAUGGUCUGGAUGAGGCUUUCUCAAGCCGCAGUCUGGAUAGCUUUGAAUCCUACUCAGACUCGCUGAGUCUCGCACUAACCCCCAGGUCCUGGACAUUGGGGUAAAUCCUCAGGACUUCAACCCUGAAGAGUGCCUGUCCCCGGGCAAAUGGGACCAAGACGAGACAGAUUUAAAUGCACAAAAAGACACUUUUGGGUUUUAAUGUGAAAGCCUCCAUGGAGAAGUGAAAACCAGGUGAGGAGAAACGGGGGUAACGCAGAGACACUGGUGACGACGGUGAGGUUUCCUGCCUUCUCCCUGUUGCCGCGUCCUCUCACUGCUGCACCGACACGACCAGAGAAGGACCGGAGCCGACGGCUCCCACAACAGGCCAAAGCAAUACAAACCAGUUUAUACUUUUUUAUGAAAACCCAUGCAGUUACUUCAUUGUUUUGUUGUUGUCGGUGUACGUUUAUCUUUUGUGUUUACCCACUAACUGAUGACAGUAUGUUUAUGUAUAUUGCGUUACAGAAAGUAUGUGCGUGCAUACAGAAUAUAAAUAUAGAUAUGAGAGCCAUGACGUUUGAAAAUGGUGAGGUAAACUCGCAUAAGAAUACCAUUUUUAUUUUAUAUACUGAAAGUAAAAUGUAACUGGAUUAGAGGGAAACUUACCGGUCAAGCUGCCAGUAAGAAGCACCAGUUCCAUACUGGAUCAAACAGUGAAAUUACUACCUACAUGCUUCAAGACUUCAGCUUCGUACUGAGCAACACAAGCUUUAAAAAAAAAAGAAAGGAGAAAAAAAAAGUGUGCAUUUUGGUUUUUGACAAACGGAACAAGACAAUCUUUUUUUUUUUUUUUUUUUU